Molecule: messenger RNA, 689 nt
Organism: Hibiscus syriacus
Lineage: Eukaryota; Viridiplantae; Streptophyta; Magnoliopsida; Malvales; Malvaceae
Product: squamosa promoter-binding-like protein 1
Exons: 1
Coding region: 96-575 (159 amino acids)
Source: RefSeq, a predicted model, not a curated record
UUUUCUUUGCUUUGAAGUUUCCUCUAAAAUUAGGACUAAAAGUGUUUUAACGUUAAAUCCAAACAUAGUUCACUUUCUCCUUUUUGGUUUACCAUAUGAAAAACAAUUGUCUAUUUUCCUUUCAGGUCGGAAUUGACGCAUGGAAGAACGCUCGAGACAGCACUGGCUCUACGCCAGAAGAUCAUGCUCGUUUACGUGGUCACUACUCAUACAUCCACCUGGUACAGAAGAAGACUAGUAAGAGACCUCCUUCUGGGCAUGUGGUGGAUGACAUUCCUGGUACCCUCUCUGAUUGCAGCAAAAGGCAAAAGCAAAAUAACGAGUCAACCCCCAGCUUUGAGAUUGGCCGGCUAGAAUCAAGGCCCUUGAAGCGACACUGCAAGCAUUGUGAUCAGAAGCUGGCUUAUGGAUAUGGAGCAGCCAGCAGGUCAUUUGCUUACAGGCCUGCAAUGCUAUCAAUGGUAGCAAUUGCCGCGGAAUGCGUCUGUGUUGCUCUACUAUUUAAGAGCUGUCCUGAAGUUCUUUACGUGUUCCGUCCCUUCAGGUGGGAAAUGUUGGGCUAUGGAACUAUCUGAAGUCCAGUAACUCUUCCUCCUCCAGUCAUUAACAAUUUAAUAGGUGGUUUGCAUUUGUAAACCGUUUACAAUAAAAGUGAAAUUGAGGUCUGGAUUACAACACCACUGUUUAAA